Molecule: messenger RNA, 632 nt
Organism: Chelonoidis abingdonii (Abingdon island giant tortoise)
Lineage: Eukaryota; Metazoa; Chordata; Testudines; Testudinidae
Product: large ribosomal subunit protein uL15-like
Biological process (GO): translation
Cellular component (GO): cytosolic large ribosomal subunit; ribosome
Molecular function (GO): structural constituent of ribosome
Source: RefSeq, a predicted model, not a curated record
CCAACCCCACAGCCGGAAAUGGGCCGCUUGAGAUCUCGCGAGAGAGUCCGCUCCCAUCCCUUCAUUUCUACUUCCUCCUCCCGCCCCUUCCCUCUUCUCGCGAGAUAUCGGCUCCACGUCUUUCUUUUACCCGACGCCGCCAGCAUGCCCUCCCGACUGAGGAAGACCAGGAAGCUGAGGGGACACGUCAGCCACGGCCACGGUCGCAUCGGCAAGCACAGGAAGCAUCCCGGGGGCCGUGGCAAUGCUGGGGGCAUGCACCACCACAGGAUUAACUUUGACAAAUAUCAUCCUGGUUAUUUUGGGAAAGUUGGUAUGAGACACUACCACUUGAAGAAGAACCAGAAUUUCUGCCCUACUGUUAAUCUGGAUAAACUGUGGACACUUGUUAGUGAACAGACAAGACUCAACUAUGCAAAAAAUCAGGCCGGAUUAGCACCUGUCAUUGAUGUUGUGCGCUCGGGUUAUUACAAAGUGCUGGGCAAAGGAAAGCUGCCCAAACAGCCUGUAAUUGUGAAAGCAAAAUUCUUCAGCAGGAAAGCAGAGGAGAAGAUCAAAGAAGUUGGUGGAGCCUGUGUGCUUGUGGCAUAAAGGAUUUUUUCAUCGUUUGAAUAAAGACUGUAUCAAAUGUC